Molecule: messenger RNA, 1251 nt
Organism: Silurus meridionalis
Lineage: Eukaryota; Metazoa; Chordata; Actinopteri; Siluriformes; Siluridae
Gene: soul3
Product: heme-binding protein soul3
Exons: 5
Coding region: 200-1042 (280 amino acids)
Source: RefSeq, a predicted model, not a curated record
AAGCAUGAAGCGCGGCAGAGUCGCUCCGGAGCUGCGCUUUUACUUCAUCUGAUUUCUUUUUUCUUUUUAUAAUAAAAAAACGGCUUUGUUGUUGCUUUUGUUUACUUGUUUGUUUGUUUGUCUGUGAAAGCUCGCGCGGUUCCGAAAAACAAUAAAACGGGAGGGCGCGCGCCACUAAUUUGACCUGCGGGUAUUCGUGAUGGACGGAGGGACGUGUGGGUUUAACGGAGAAAGAGAAAGAGGUAGAGGAAGAGAGGGAGAGGAUCAGGGGUCGGAACCUCAGCACGGCAUGAUCACACUGGAAGAUCUCGAGACUUUAUCUGAUGAUGAUCAGCUCUCUGGUUCGAGUUUUGCGGAGAGGGAGAUGAUGGAGGAUGAAGAGCAGAACAGGAUGCUAUAUUUCUGGCAGGACGCCGCCAGAGGACAUCGAAUAGAAGUGCCGAGAGAUAUGGCAGAACCCAUUCAGCAGCUAACAACCAAUAAUAACGGCACUCAUCAGCGGGAAACGGUUUCAUUCACACUUCUCUCACGUAAAAAAAAGCAGUGUGGGGACCUGCUUUACGAGAAGCGGCGCUACGACAAAGCGCACUGGGCCUGCACCACGGUCGAAGAGGAAACGUACGAACAGAGCAUUGGCUACGGCUUCAUGAAGAUCAUGAGAUACAUUUGCCAGCAGAAUUCUUUAGGAAUUUAUCUGGGCAUGACCAUACCCAUCCUGACGGUGGUGCGAAUAGAGGGGGCUAACGAGAGCUUGUCAAGAGGAGUUACCGUAGCGUACUAUCUUCCCUUAAACCACCAGGCUCGGCCACCACAGCCUCUUGAUCCCGACAUUGUGAUUGAGGAGUGGCCAGACACUAUAGUCUACACCAGGGCCUUCAGUGGUGCUACCAAUGAGUCCACCCUCACAAAUCAAAUCAACACUCUGGCAGAGAUCCUGGAUACUCCCGAGCUGUAUGUCACCAACUCCUUCAUCGUAGCCGGCUACACCAACCCCGCAGCUGCACAUCGCGUCAAUGAGAUAUGGUUCAUUCAAAGACAGUGAAGGGUUUCCUGAGAAAACAUCCUCUGAAACAGGAAGUUCGAAAGGACGGUAUAUUUCUGAAUAAUAACUCGCAGCAGUGUAAAGUUUUUCCGCUCAGCUUAACUUUUUCUUUUUCUUAACUUUAUUCCUCUGUAAAAAAAAAAGUGUUCUUUCUUUAUUAACAAAUUUCCAGUCAGCUCUCACGUUAAUUAAAUUAACAAGUGCGUACA